Messenger RNA from Sphaeramia orbicularis (orbiculate cardinalfish), 3247 nucleotides. RefSeq names its product SWI/SNF related BAF chromatin remodeling complex subunit D2 (gene smarcd2). The transcript has 13 exons. The record is from RefSeq and is a predicted model, not a curated record. Lineage: Eukaryota; Metazoa; Chordata; Actinopteri; Kurtiformes; Apogonidae. The coding region runs from base 391 to 1896 and encodes 501 amino acids.
ACGCUGUGCAGUUCAGACUCAGUACUUGGACACACUCAGGUUGGUGGAAAGAAGCGAAGACAUCAUGUCGUGCACUUAGUCACAGCGACAUUUAGCUAGCUACUUUCUUAGAAAUGUUUGGGCGUAAAAACACCAGGAGGAGUUAACAAAUAUAACAGCCACCACUUGGCGGCCAGAAAACAAGCAGUUAGUCGGUAGAAGCAAUCCCGGAACUUGAAACUGAAACGAGCUAACAUUAGCUAGCUUUUUGUUGACAGUGUGAUUGCUGUCAAACCAGAACGUGACAUAUUAGAAGUAACCGCAGUUAGCUAGCUCGAUACUUCACCCAGCUUGCUUGGCUUAUAUUUGGUAAAAGUUUCUGAGACUUUUAACCACUUGUGGAUUUGAAAGAUGGCAUCAAGAGGAGGCUUUUCGGGUCCCCAGAUGAAUCCGAAUGUGAACCCAAUGAAUGUUGGGCAUGCUGCGGGCAUGAGGAUGCCAGGAAUGCCUCAACCUCCGGCGGGAUACCCCCGUACUCUGAACAGCGCACCUCAGUACCCCCAGCGACCAGGUAUGCCACCAAGUAGAGUAGGGGGCCCCAUGGGGUCAAUGGGGGGUCAAAUCCCUGGUCCCUCUUAUGGUGGUGGGAACUUGCCCAUGCGUCCAGGCAUGGGGCCUCCAAACAUGGACACCUCCAGGAAGCGAUUCCUUCAUCAGCAUCAGCAGCAACAAGAGGCUCUGGGAGGCCUAAGACGAGGGGCAAAAAGGCGCAAAAUGGCAGAUAAGGUCCUCCCACAGAGGAUCCGAGACCUGGUCCCAGAGUCCCAGGCCUACAUGGACCUCUUGGCUUUUGAGAGGAAACUGGAUCAGACCAUCGCCCGAAAGCGCAUGGAAAUUCAGGAGGCCAUCAAGAAGCCCAUUAUGCAAAAGCGCAAGCUCAGGAUCUACAUUUCUAAUACAUACACCCCUAGCAAGCCAGAGGGUGAGGAAGCAGAGAAGAUCUCUUCCUGGGAACUUAGAGUGGAGGGAAAACUUCUGGAAGAGCCUGGUAAGCAGAAGAGGAAGUUCUCAUCUUUCUUCAAGAGCCUGGUGAUUGAGCUUGAUAAAGAGCUUUAUGGACCUGACAACCACUUAGUAGAGUGGCACAGAAUGCCCACCACUCAGGAGACAGAUGGUUUUCAGGUCAAAAGGCCUGGAGAUGUGAAUGUGAAAUGCACCCUCCUUCUCAUGCUUGACCAUCAGCCCCCUCAGUAUAAGCUGGACCCACGGCUGGCCCGUCUGCUUGGCGUGCACACACAGACACGAGCCAGCAUCAUGCAAGCUCUUUGGCUCUACAUCAAGAACAAUAAGCUGCAGGAUAGUCACGAGAAGGAGUACAUCAACUGCAACCGCUAUUUCAGACAGAUCUUUGGCUGUCCUCGCAUGAGGUUCUCUGAGAUUCCCAUGAAACUGGCAGGCCUGUUGCAGCACCCUGACCCCAUCAUUAUCAAUCAUACCAUCAGUGUGGAUCCCACAGAUCAGAAGAAGACUGCUUGUUACGACAUUGAUGUGGAAGUGGAUGACCCACUGAAGGGCCAGAUGAACAGCUUCCUGUCCUCCACCACCAACCAGCAGGAAAUUGCUGCCCUGGAGAUGAAGAUCCAUGAGACAAUUGAGUAUAUUAACCAACUGAAGACGGAGAGAGACUUUAUGCUGAGCUUUAGCAAUAAUCCACAGGACUUCAUCCACGACUGGCUGAAGUCUCAGAGCCGAGAUCUCAAGUUGAUGACAGAUGUGACAGGAAACCCAGAGGAGGAGAGGAGGACUGAGUUCUACCAGGGAGCGUGGGUGCCAGAGGCAGUGGGCAGAUACGUUUACUCCAAAGUGCAGCAGAGAAGACAAGAGCUGGAGCAGGUGUUGGGUAUCCGACUCACCUAAAGCCAUUUUCCAGAGUGUUUGUGCUAAAACCAGUUUCCUUUUCACAUGUGGUCUUAACACAUAUUUAGUGUGGAAGGGAACAAGCUUAUGUUGCAGGUGAAGCGUUCACAAAGCCAUCCUUUCAGAUCUGGUGUGUCAUACCAGUGUGCCAUUCAUAUCUUUCUUCUUCAAGAUUGCAAAUUUAAAAUUGAGAUUGUUUGGGACCAAAGUGAUGAUUUACAUGGUCUUGAUAUUUUUGCCUUGCGUUGUCCGUCAUUUUUGAACAUGUUCAAGUAAUCUUUGUCUUGUUUUGCAGUAUGUUUUGUUCAUGGUACAAUAUGCUUAAAACUGUUUAAGCACUGGUGCUGUCUAGGUGUUUUUCACCAUCGAGUUGUGCUCAUUUCAAAGGGUGUCUGUUUACCUUCACAUUUAAAAGCCAUAACCUGUUCAAUAGGAGCAGUAAUGAAAUCUACUUUACUGAAUGAAAUAACUAAUUAAAGAAUGGGGAGGAACAGUAACAUUAGGCAUUUCAUUUCUAAAUGCUCAAUAUUCACAAUGAAAAACACCUUUUAUUACUGAAACAUACACAAAUACAUAAUAAAAUUAAUUAAAAGUGAAUUUUCUUCUCUAAAUGCAAUCUUCAGAUGUUUUCUAAUUUAGUUUUGGAAUAAAGAACUCUUACACAAACAAUUUUACAAAUUUAGCCAUUGUGGUGUUUUUUGGGGAGAAUUGUGGAUGUAUUAUUUGAGAUGAAGCAUUUCUUAUGUAAGACAGGACUUUGAAGAAAAUUUGUCUGUGGGAAAUUCUGUGUUUUUGGAGUCCGCUCUGCACCAGCUGUACUUCAGCUGCUUUUUAUAUUUUCUGACUGUUUACAUGUUGUUUUCAUUUGUAAUUGGGGUGUUUUUCAUUGUUGUAAUGUGAGAAAGAGGAAUUGUGGCAAAGUCCUUGGGUUUUUUCCUGGAAGAACGCAUUGAAUCCAUACCUCCCAAGAAGGUUUUGUGGUAUUAAUAAAACAGGAAUGCAAAUGUCCUUUGCCAUCCAAACAAUGUGCCAAUCAGUUGCUAGUUCAUGUUCACUUUAUAUUGUUCAUGGGUUAACAUUUAAUUGAAUUUCUUUUUUUUUUUUUUUUCAAGGUUUUUGUAUGAUAGGACCUCUUGAAUUUCUGUAAACAUUCCAGGUUAAUAUAUCAGUGCCAUUUUUUUUGUGUGUGAAAAUGGCACUUGAAUCUCAGUAAUGUUGCUGUCUGUUAUUUGUACAGCUUCUUUUGUAAAAUAUUUGCAUGUUGUGUAUCAGCAAACAAAGGCUUUUUAUCUUUUCUACAUUUGGAGUUUUUCUUUUUUUUUUUUUGACAAUAAAUAUACUUACAAAUGUU